Molecule: messenger RNA, 943 nt
Organism: Pimephales promelas (fathead minnow)
Lineage: Eukaryota; Metazoa; Chordata; Actinopteri; Cypriniformes; Leuciscidae
Source: RefSeq, a predicted model, not a curated record
GCGCUCUCUGAUGAUGUCAUUAGAGGUGCAGCGUGGGACAGACAUGGCAGCCUCCAUAUCACAGCAGCUCGAGGAUUUGUUAAAUCCUUUACCAAGUUUCGUGGAUCCCGAGGACGACCAAGAUGAAGAGACGAAAGCCAAAGUCAUAGAGAAGUUUGAUGAAGGUGGGGAUGAAGAUGAUGAUGGCAAACUUUUAUCUGGCAAUCUGCGGAGGCGCUCCGUUGCCAUUCUGGCUGACGGUGAUCGUCGAUAUUGUGGCAAGGCAACAUCCAGAAAAGAUCUACAGAAAGAGUUGGAUGGAUCAGCUGAUGAUGAUGAUGAAGAAGAAGAAGAUGAUGAUGAUGAUGAUGAAACUGGAAUGCUGGAAAAGUACAUGGAGUGCAUCAGAGAUGAUGAGGAGGAUGAAGAUGGUGACCAUGAUGAAGAAGAUCACGCCGAUGUCGAGGAGGAUGUCAAUGGAGACGAUAGUUCACAGAUGUCCAGCUUGGUCUCUAAAAUGAAGGGCACAGACUUUAUGAAACUCACAGAGGGAAUGGAUGAUCUGGGAGACAGUGAGGAAGAAGAGGACUCAACAGCCAGUGAAGGAGAGAGUGAGGUAGGCUCUGAGGAAGGUGAAGAAGAGGAAUCAGCCUUAAGGACCUUCUCUAAAGAGAAAAUUAAUGAAGAGGUGGAGAAAGGGAAGGCAGUGAAAAAUCAACUCGCUCUUUGGGACCUGAUGCUUGAAAGGCGAAUCAAAAUGCAGAAGGCUCUUGUGACAGCCAAUCAGCUUCCACAGCCACAGACAUUCCCAGAGUUCAAGAGCAGGGGAGGGGCUGAAUACGCUGAAGCUUUAAAAAAUACUGUGGGGGAGGACAGCCUCUCCCCUGGGACAGAGGACCGCUACACCGAGGGGCAGGAGGGGGAGCCUGAGAAAGGACAACUGGAGGAAGAAUGGAAUUAUUAA